CAUAGCCAUUUUCUCACAAAGACAAAACGAGCUUUCAAGAGUUGCAGAAAGAAAGAACAGCCAUCAGGAUUCUUCUGCUUUCAAUCGGAUUGCCAUUGAUUUCCAAAAUCUCAAUCACGAAUCUGUUCUUCGGCUCAACAAUUAUGGAAGAUUCGUCGUCUCAAUCCUUCUUCAGGAAGCACUGGGAGGGCUACAAGGAAUUUUGGUCCGAGAGAUUCUCGAUCCUCGACAACUAUGCCCCCUACGUCCAGCGCGAGAAGCCCCUUCCUUCAUGGUCUUCCUCCGAUGUCGAGGCCUUUAUUGCUUCCGACCCCGUCCAUGGCCCCACUUUGAAGACUGCUAGAGAAGCUGUAAACUUUGGUCUUACAGGAAGUGUUAUUGGAGCUGUUUCAACUGCAGGUGUUGCAUGGAAAUAUUCAAGAAGUUUGCACGGCGCUGGGCUGUCGUUCCUAGCGGGAGGUGUAUUCGGUUGGACUUUCGGCCAUGAAGUUGCAAAUCACUGGUAUCAACUCUACAGGCUCGACACCAUGGCUGCACAAGUCAAGUUUAUGGAGUGGUGGAGAAACAAGAAUGAGGGACGUUUUUAAACUCUGAUUUGCAGUUGAAGAUGCAGUCACUCAUACUGCUGCUGCCCUCUGAAAUAAAAAUGAAGUGCAACUUUGUUGAAAUACAAUGGUUGAUUGGUUUGUUUUGUGCUGGAUUCUUCCAAUCCAAGUUUAGAGGACUUCAUCCUUUUUUCUUCUUCUGGAAAUUACUGAUACAUUUGCAAACUUGUUACAAAUGUAAUCAUCUUUACCAAAAGGUCGCUUCGAUCUUGGAAAGAUUAUUGAAUGAGGUCACCAUAAUGCAUCGGUCGUUAAUAAUGAUUCAAAA
This is a messenger RNA of Momordica charantia (bitter melon), 873 nucleotides long. It is a transcript of the gene SDH6, whose product is annotated as succinate dehydrogenase subunit. The record is from RefSeq and is a predicted model, not a curated record. Gene Ontology annotation, cellular component: respiratory chain complex II (succinate dehydrogenase). Lineage: Eukaryota; Viridiplantae; Streptophyta; Magnoliopsida; Cucurbitales; Cucurbitaceae.